Molecule: messenger RNA, 909 nt
Organism: Plasmodium adleri (nom. inval.)
Lineage: Eukaryota; Apicomplexa; Aconoidasida; Haemosporida; Plasmodiidae
Product: Plasmodium exported protein (PHISTc), unknown function
Exons: 2
Coding region: 1-909 (302 amino acids)
Source: RefSeq, a predicted model, not a curated record
AUGUGGCUAUACAAAAAGGGACAGAGUGUUAAUGACACAAGAAAUUAUGAUGUUACAUGUAAAGAUGUUUGCAUGUUAUUUUUAAGUAAUAGAAAAGGGGAAAUUAAAUGUAGAACAUUUUUGGGUUAUAUCGUUUUAAGUAAAUUUAUGAAAUUAUCGGUUGCUUUUCUUUUACUUAUAUUAAUUCAGAAUUUACUAGUAAGCAAUGUUUCUUUAAUUUCUGAAUCACAUUUAUAUAAACGAAAUUCAAGAAAUUUUGCUGAGGGAUAUGAGAAGGAAUCUGAAUCAGGAAAAGAUAUAUUUAGUUCGAAUAAAAAUGAAGAACAUAAUAUGAGCCAAGAAUCAGAUAAUAAAAAAUGUGAUAAGUGUGAUGAUAUAAAUCAACCAGAACCUGUAGAUAAAAAUGACAAUACAUCAACUGAUCAAGAAAAUUCCAAUGAUUCUGAUUGUGAACCCUUACCAUUCGGAUUGAAAACUUCAGAAUUAAAUAGAAAAGUUACAGAAGAUGAAUUAGAAAGAAUGGUAAUAGAAUUACCAGAAAUGUUAGAGAAGAAAGAAAUGUAUUUAAUAUGGCAUUAUACUCAUUCUCUUUUGAGAGAUAAAUUUAAUAAAAUGAAAAAUUCUUUAUGGAAUGUAUGUGCGAAAUUAGCUCAUGAAUAUAAUUUACCAUUUAAGGUUAAAAUGAAGAAAUGGUGGAGUUGUUGUGGUCAUGUUACAGAUGAAUUAUUAAUAAAGGAGCAUGAAGAUUAUAAUUUAAUAUAUAAUUAUAUAUAUAGUGAAUCAUCUAGUCGUGAACAAUUUGUUAUACUUCUUAAUAUGAUAAAGCAUUCAUGGACAAAAUUUACUGUGGAUACGUUUAUUAAAUGUAGGAUAUCUUUAGAAAAUAGCAUGAGCAAUGUUACAAAAUAA